CAUUUCCUUACUUUCCUUCAAAAUCAAAUUUUCCAUUUCUAACUUUCUUUCAAUUUAUCCAAAUCCAAACUCAUUUCCUUAUUUUCCUUCAAAAUCAAAGCAGAUUUUCCAUUUUCCAUUUCCCAUUUUCCUUUUUACACGCCUCAUUGUCCAGAUUAGCAUCCCUUAAAUUUUCUGUCGGAAAAUAAAUUCCGCUCAAUAGGAUUCCAAAACCUUGAAACGCCUUUGGUUUCUCAUCUUCAAAGAAAAUACAUUGGUUUUUUUCCCUGACAUAUAUCCGAAAAUUAUAUUGAAAUAUUAUCAGGCAAUAAAUGCGGAUAUGUUGAUGGCAAUCUCCAUAAAUAUCGCCUCGGUUGAUGUCUAUUUCAGAAACCGACUUAAAUACGAGGCCGUUUUGCUCAUCCCUCAGUCAUCUUCAUCGACAGCGAUAACAGAGCAGAGCCAGAGUGCUGUUUUCUUGCCCUUGCCGUGAAGAUGAGAGUGGCGGCGUACGUUAGCGCGGUCAUGCUAACGUGCGCGUGGUGCGUAUUGUCGGAGCCGAGGCUGGAGGUGCCGAUGACUCUGGUUCGGAAUGCUUCUCAUCAGGGAGCUUUUUGCUUAGACGGGAGCUUGCCGGCGUAUCAUCUGCAUAAAGGAUUCGGAGCUGGAGCUACCAACUGGCUUUUGCAGUUUGAGGGAGGUGGGUGGUGCAAUGAUUUAGAAUCAUGCUUCGAGAGAGCCGGUACUCGUCGUGGAUCAACUCGUUACAUGUCCAAGUUUGAGGUCUUUUCUGGAAUUUUAAGCAAUAAUGCAUCUCUAAAUCCAGAUUUUUACAAUUGGAACCGGGUGAAGCUAAGAUAUUGUGAUGGAGCCUCAUUUGCUGGGGAUGCCAAGUUUGACAAUGGGACCUCAAUACUCUACUUUAGAGGGCAGAAGAUUUGGCGAGCAAUAAUUAAUGAUCUUCUCCCUAAAGGAUUAAGCAAAGCAAAGAAGGCUUUACUUUCAGGUUGCUCUGCUGGAGGUCUAGCAUCUUUUUUGCAUUGUGACAACUUUACCAGCUUUCUACCACAAAAUGCCAGUGUAAAAUGCUUGAGUGAUGCUGGAUUUUUUCUUGAUGAAAAAGACAUAAGCUUGAACCACUCUAUGAGGGCCUUCUAUGAAGAACUCAUUUCCCUGCAGGGGGUUGAAAAGAAUCUACAUGAAAACUGCACAAGUUCUCUCCAUUAUCCACAUCUAUGCCUCUUCCCACAGUAUGCUUUGGAAUUCAUUAAGACACCCUUUUUUAUCUUAAACUCAGCAUAUGAUGUGUACCAAUUUCAUCAUAUAUUGGUGCCACCUACUGCUGAUUUGCAUGGACGUUGGAAUCGUUGCAAGCUAGAUCCUGCGGCAUGCAAUCCAAACCAGCUAAGUAUUUUGCAAGGUUUUAGGAAAGAUAUGCUUACAGCUUUGAACCAAUUCUAUACUUAUUCAAGAAGAGGAGGGAUGUUUAUAAAUUCAUGCUUUGCUCAUUGCCAAAGUGAGUCACAAGACACAUGGCUGGCAAUUGACUCCCCAAGGGUGAACAAUAAGACUAUCGCAGAAGCAAUUGGUGACUGGUACUUUAGCAGAAGGAUAACUAAAGAGAUUGACUGUGCAUAUCCUUGUGACACCACUUGUCAUAAUCUUAUACCAUUGCCUUAGGUCUUUGAUCCAAUAUCUGUAGGGUGGUAACUGCCAAAGGCUUCUUUUCAUACUCAAAGAAAUGAAGUAAUUUGAUAGUUUUAUAAGAACCACAUCAACAAUUACAAGAAGUGCACAUUUUCAGAUAGAUAGUUCAAUUAUUCAAAUAAUUCGAUGAAAUUAACAUUCUUGCAAUUCUAUCAAUCAAUAAAGAUUUGUUUCUUUUA
This is a messenger RNA of Vitis vinifera (wine grape), 1865 nucleotides long. Its product is annotated as pectin acetylesterase 9. The transcript has 13 exons. Gene Ontology annotation, molecular function: hydrolase activity. The record is from RefSeq and is a predicted model, not a curated record. Bases 475 to 1659 code for a protein of 394 amino acids. Lineage: Eukaryota; Viridiplantae; Streptophyta; Magnoliopsida; Vitales; Vitaceae.